GAAAUGUCGACUGAUGAACCAGAAAAAUCAGCACUGUCUACUUCAAAUGAAGAUGACCUAACAUGCAGAAGUCGGUUUCUGACCAAGCCUGAAAAUGUGUUCGCUCAUAACGCCUGGGAUGACGUAAUAUGGGAUGAAGAAAUGAUCGAAGCCGCCGAAAAAUCGAUUGAACAAAAUUCGACCUUGAAAAUGGACGAAAAGGAAGCCGAAAAAGUUUUAAGUGACGCUUCUUCUAACUGGGACAAGUUUUACGGAAUCCACGAGAAUAAGUUUUUCAAAGACAGAAAUUGGCUUUUAAAAGAAUUUCCAGAAUUGGAAGGAAUCGUAGACGGUAAAGAAUGUGAAAAGUUCAGAGUACUCGAAACAGGUUGCGGUGUUGGAAAUACGGUUUUUCCCUUAAUGCAAUAUAUUGAAUCAAGUCGAGAUUUCUUUGUUUACGGAUGCGAUUUUUCACCUUCAGCUAUUGAGUUAACUCACCAAAAUGCUCUUUAUGAUUCAAGCAGAUGUAAGACAUUUACAUGGGAUUUGACCAACGUUGAUAAUGACGCAAGGUUACCAUUUGAAGAAAAUUCGCUCGAUGUUAUAUUGAUGAUUUUUGUCCUGUCUGCUAUACGUCCGACGAGUUUCAAAUCAGUUAUUUCAAAUUUAACUCGUUUUCUCAAACCUGGAGGCUUGUUAAUGUUUAGAGAUUAUGGAAAAUAUGAUUUAGCGCAGUUGAGAUUCAAACAAGGUCGCUGCAUUGAGCAGAGUUUUUACUGCAGAGGAGACGGUACUCAAGUUUACUUUUUCACGCAGUCAGAGUUGCACGAUUUGUUCACGGAAUGUGGAUUGGAAAAGGUGCAGAAUUUGAUUGACAGGCGGCUGCAAGUGAACAGAGGCAAACAGUUGAAAAUGUACAGAGUUUGGAUUCAGUGCAAGUACAGGAAGAAGUAGAGUUAAAUGUAUAUAGCGUUGUUAUCUUGAAAGAGACAUUCAAAUUUGCGUGAGUUUGUCAGGUCAAGAAAAAGUGCGGGAAAGGGACUGAACUUGAACUGAUUUGUGGCUAUUCUUAACAAUAUUGCUAUCAUGAAAAAAUAUAUU
Molecule: messenger RNA, 1080 nt
Organism: Symsagittifera roscoffensis
Lineage: Eukaryota; Metazoa; Xenacoelomorpha; Acoela; Convolutidae
Product: tRNA N(3)-methylcytidine methyltransferase METTL2-like
Exons: 1
Coding region: 4-933 (309 amino acids)
Molecular function (GO): tRNA (cytidine-N3)-methyltransferase activity
Source: RefSeq, a predicted model, not a curated record